UUAAUUGGACUCAAUACCUUCAGUGGGCGCGCCGUGCGUGUAGUCCACUUCAGUCAACCUUAACUACCUCCACACUUCAGUAAUGGGCCUUCAGCCAAACCGUUCACAUUGUAGUUUUACAGCUUAGGUCCAAAGAGCCGCGCUGUCAAGUAUAGACAGAACAGCGCGUAAAAACGCCGACAACUAUAUAUGGCUAGAGGAAGGGCAUAUCAGUGCGAGGAAUGUUGUCCUGGCGGACUGACUUGGAUUCUAAGAUAGCAGACGGUAGGAGCUUUCUCACGAGGAACUGUUGUUACAGGGGAGACGUGAAGACUGUAGAAUGGAUCUGACGAGAAGGGAAAGCGCUGUAGAACAGCCUCUGCCGUCCUUAGACGAGGAACACGAGCACGAUUCGGACGGAGAAGGGCCGGAGAGUGUGGACUCCAGAAGGGAGGAGGAGACAGGAGGUGUACCGGCACGUGUGUGGACAUUCCUGCGGGAGUUCAGCGUGAGAGACUGGCUCAGGAAUGCCAAGGACGCGGCGCUGGACUUACGGCAGUACGUGUUGGACGUGCCCGAAACUAUCAAAGGUUCGCUGUGGUCUCAGGCGGCGCCCACGGAGAAGUCGGUUAUCGACGAGUCCAGACAGCUCAUACGGGACUACAUCAACGGCAGGCUGAAGAAAUCCAACCUCACCCGCGGCAGACUGCCGGAUGCCAAACGCAGACCGACAGAGGUGUCCUCCCAGCUCCAGAAGAUGGGAGGAGAGUUAGAGAGGAUGUACCCUCACCUGUACCGGGACGUGUCCAGACAGAUCAACAUCACACUGUCGUCUGAGUCCAUCCUAGAGACCAGCUUUGAGACGGUUGCUAACGAACUGUUCAGUACGGGGAUCACGUGGGCGCGGAUCGUGGCGAUGUUUGCGGUAGCGGGUGCCUUCGCGGUGGACUGUGUUCACCAGGGACAUCCCAUGUUCACACGCCGGCUCGUGGACGUCGUGGUGGACUUCACCGACAGAAAACUGUCCGCGUGGCUCGUACAGGAAGGAGGAUGGUACGGACUAGUAAAGCACUUCAGAGGAGACGGAAGGACGCACAUGUUCUGGGCCAUCAGCGGGAUCGGCGCAGCCAUUGGUCUAGCUGCUACAUUCUUUGUCAUUGACCCUUGACCUCAAUUUGCGUGGUUACCAUGACCAUGAGAGCCAUAGCAAUUUUAAUUUAAUUAAAAAGUAGCGUCUAAAGCCAAAGAGCUGUGCUGUCUUAAAAUUCUGUGCGUUGAGCGGAUUCCUCGUGAAAUUGCCUCACCUACAUCUUUUAAAAACGUUCUGUAAUGAUUUUGAUGUGCAAAACAUUUUCCAACAGUGUUAACAUGUUGGGUGUGAUAGCAUUAACGUUACAUAUUCAUAUUCCUUUUUUAUCUUGAAUACCUGCCUCAAUAUCCGCAAUCUGUGGAUGUAUAUGUUUGUAUUGUUUAUUGUGUUAUAAUGAUAAACUACUUGAUAAUGCCGGUACCUAUGCAGAGCCAUUAAAGCCUACCACUUAUCAGUUUAA
Molecule: messenger RNA, 1529 nt
Organism: Branchiostoma belcheri (Belcher's lancelet)
Lineage: Eukaryota; Metazoa; Chordata; Leptocardii; Amphioxiformes; Branchiostomatidae
Product: bcl-2-related ovarian killer protein homolog B-like
Exons: 5
Coding region: 320-1147 (275 amino acids)
Biological process (GO): regulation of apoptotic process; intrinsic apoptotic signaling pathway in response to DNA damage; extrinsic apoptotic signaling pathway in absence of ligand
Cellular component (GO): mitochondrial outer membrane
Molecular function (GO): protein heterodimerization activity; protein homodimerization activity
Source: RefSeq, a predicted model, not a curated record